AUGCAAAGUUCCUCCAGAUCAGAACACCUCAAGAAAAACCAGCAGAGACCCACAGGGAAGAGAACUCACCGCUGCUCUGAAUGUGGGAAGAGAUUCACCUCCUCAGCAGACCUCAAAAGACAUCAGAGAAUCCAUACAGGAGAGAAACCUUAUAGCUGUGCUCAAUGUGGGAAGAGAUUCACCACCUCAUCAGGCAUUAAAAUUCACCAGAGAAUCCACACAGGAGAGAAACCGUAUAGCUGUGCUCAAUGUGGGAAGAGAUUCACCACCUCAUCAGGCAUUAAAAUUCACCAGAGAAUCCACACAGGAGAGAAACCUUUUAGCUGCUCUGACUGUGGAAAGAGUUUUGGUACUUCAGGAUGUUUAAAAUCACACCAGAGAACACACACAGGAGAUAAACCUUAUAGCUGUGAUCAAUGUGGGAAUAGUUUUACUAAAGCUGGCAGUCUGACUAAACAUCAGAGAACACACACAGGAGAGAAACCUUUUAGCUGCCCUGACUGUGGAAAGAGUUUUGGUACUUCAGGAUGUUUAAAAUCACACCAGAGAACACACACAGGAGAUAAACCUUAUAGCUGUACUCAAUGUGGGAAGAGUUUUACUCAGUCAACCAGCCUGAUAUCACACCAAAGAACACACACAGGAGAAAAACCUUAUAGCUGUACUCAAUGUGGGAAGAGUUUUACUCAGUCAGGUGGCCUGAAAUCACACAAGAGAACACACACAGAAGAGACAGCUUAUGGCUGUACUCAAUGUGGGAAGAAUUUUGUAUCAAUUGGCUAUCUGAAGAGGCACCAGAGAACACACAUAGGAGAUAAAUAUUUUUGUUGUGAUCAAUGUGGGAAGAGUUUUGGUACAUCUGGCUAUCUGAAGAUACACCAGAGAACACACAGGAGAGAAACCUUAUAGCUGUGAUCGAUGUGGAUACUCUGAUAAACGAUCUGAUAAAACAUUAGAAAAUACAUACAUGAAGGAGUUGUUUCCUGAUAUCAAUUAAAUAAUGUCACAAUGUAGAAUGUGUAUACAUUGUAGUAGGAGUAUUUUAAUAAUGUCACAAUGUAGAAUGUGUAUACAUUGUAGUAGGAGUAUUUUAAUGAUGUCACAAUGUAGAACCCUAAACGUUUGUCCCCUGUUCUAUUGAUUUGGACACGUUAAAACUGUGUUUUGACAUUGGGCUAUCCCACCCUAGCAAAAUGUAAUUGAAAAUUUUUUGAAAAGAAGACUAUGCCCGAUGUCCAGUACACGUUUGGUUUUAGUUGAGAAGAUUGUUUUUUCAACGUACUUGCAGCCUGAACACAUGGACGCAGUAUAAUAAAUGGGUCUAUAAUCAAUUUUAUUAUUAAUCCUACAUCACUCCAGUAUUUAUUUACAACAUCCAAGUGCUAAUUGUCUUUAUUCCACUACUGAAGAAGCAUGACUCAAAUAACCUCAUAUUUCAAACAUUCAGCCUGACAAAAUAUAUAUAUUUUAUUAUUCCAUGCCUCACCACUCUUAAUUAUUGCCCAUACAUAUUAACAAAGGGGUGUACAUUUGGUAUUUAUAUUUCAUACUUACAUUAGUAAUCAUAUUUAUUUAAGCAACCAACUGACAAUUUUUGGGUACAAUUACAGUUGAAGUCGGAAGUUUACAUACACUUCGGUUGGAGUUAUUAAAACUAGUUUUUCAACCACUCCACAAAUUUCUUGUUAACAACCUAUAGUUUUGGCAAGUCGGCUAGGACAUCUACUUUGUGCAUGACACGUAAUUUUUCCAACUAUUGUUUACAGACAGAUUUUUAGGGUUGUAUCUGGUGGGUUCCUUGAUCAUUUGUGAGAUUGAGGGCAUCUAGGAUGGAUUUUUGGUCACUUAUGAACAUUUGAAAAUCUUGGCCAUGUUCUGUUAUAAUCUCCUCCCGGCACAGCCAGAAGAGGACUGGCCACCCCACAUAGCCUGGUUCCUCUCUAGGUUUCUUCCUAGGUUUUGGCCUUUCUUGGGAGUUUUUCCUAGCCACCGUGCUUCUACACCUGCAUUGCUUGCUGUUUGAGGUUUUAGGCUGGGUUUCUGUACAGCACUUUGAGAUAUCAGCUGAUGUACGAAGGGCUAUAUAAAUAAAUUUGAUUUGAUUUGAAGUAAUUGAAGCCAUCGGAAUGUUGAUUCAGCAGACAGUUGCUGUUGAAGUGAGAAAGGCAGGGAUGUUCUCAAUACGAAUGGACACAACAGGAUUUAACAUCCAAAGACCAGUGUGCAGUAGUUCUGCGAUAUGUCACUGAUGUUGUCCACAAGAGACUCAUUGCGGUCAUUGACUGUGAGUCAUCGAUUGGACAGUACUUUGUGGACCUUGUGAAACAGACCCUUGAGAAGAUGGACAUAGAUAUCAAACAGUGUGUUGGUAAUGCAACAGCUCUCUGCUGGCUUCUCCAUCUCGUUAGUGGGAAGGUGUUUCACCUGAGCUGGUCCAGGUUCUAUUUAAGAGUGUCUGGCCCAGUGCUCCAGUUGUCUUGAUAGAUGUGGAGAGUCAACACCUUUAGUUGCUCCACCUUUUUGGUUUGCUUCCUGUCUUUAAGUCUUUAAGUUUGGUGUGGGUUUUUCUUUUGUUUGAAUGUUCAUUAGUCUUCCAGUUUAGUUUUUCAGUUAUUCUGUUUUUUUAUCCUCUUAUGUUUGUGUAUUAAAUAUGUGUUUAUUUUAGUUUUUUAUGUUUUUUCCUGUGAAACCAUUGUGUUGCAUUCAUGUCUGAAAUGUGCUGUAUAAAUAAAGCUGAUGUGAUGUACA
Messenger RNA from Oncorhynchus kisutch (coho salmon), 2748 nucleotides. Its product is annotated as gastrula zinc finger protein XlCGF17.1-like. Gene Ontology annotation, cellular component: chromatin; transcription regulator complex; PcG protein complex. Gene Ontology annotation, molecular function: DNA-binding transcription factor activity, RNA polymerase II-specific; RNA polymerase II cis-regulatory region sequence-specific DNA binding. Bases 1 to 909 code for a protein of 302 amino acids. Gene Ontology annotation, biological process: regulation of transcription by RNA polymerase II. The transcript is spliced from 2 exons. The record is from RefSeq and is a predicted model, not a curated record. NCBI's taxonomy places the organism in Eukaryota, Metazoa, Chordata, Actinopteri, Salmoniformes, Salmonidae.